AUGCAAUUACAGGUAUUUUUCUUGAUUGAAUACUCAUCUUCAUUAUUCAAAUCUUUAGACGCAUUAAACGAAAAUGAUGCAUCAACAUCAUUAUUAUUUAAUGACAACGUAGAAUUCAGUUCUGAUAAUAAUCAAAUAACAGAUGCUGAUGCUUCAAAUCAUAACUGGUCCGAUGAUAAUGAGGAUAUUCUUAUGAAAGUACGAUUACCUUCAGAUUAUGAAGGACCAAAUUUAACUACGAGAAUGCAACAAUACAUUGAUGAUAAUAAUCUUUCAAAAUUUUUUCCGCAUACGGCGAUGCGUAGUGAACUUUUAUCUCUUCUCUUCAAUGACAUAACAGAAUCAUACAAAUGGUUUUAUCCAACUAAUGAUGAAUAUAAAACGAUGGCCAAGUGCAUUGUAAAGAAAUUACGUGUUCCUUCACCAUUAGUUCAUCAAGCGAUAAAAGAUUGGCAUGAAUCAAUUAAACAGAAAUUUAAACGUGAACGUAAACCAUUACAGAUGACAAAUAGUUUUGUAAAAUUGAAACAUAAUAAAUAUGGCAAUGGUAAAACAAAUGGAAGACCAAAAACAAAAAGUUUAAUUUUGCAAGCUGAGCGCCGAGUUCACGAUAUUCCAAUGAUAAAUUUAUCUAACAAAGAAAAUGAAAAUUUGUUAUCGAUUGUCAAUCAAAUGAAAAUGGAGUUACUUAAAGAUGAUCCUAAUAAUGAUCUACUUCAUGAUCUUUGGCGACAAUCAUUUAAUAUUCGUAGUUUAUGUAUCCAUGAACUUUCAAUUAUUGAAAUACUUGAACGUUUUCCUGGCUAUCGUCGUCCAGAGAUGAUAAGACCUUUUUUAUCGUGA
This is a messenger RNA of Rotaria sp. Silwood2, 843 nucleotides long. The record is from the annotation of a GenBank genome assembly. Lineage: Eukaryota; Metazoa; Rotifera; Eurotatoria; Philodinida; Philodinidae.